AUGUUCAACGAGAAGGACCAUCCCAAUGUCGACCGCAACGACUCUUUCCCUCCAAGUCCCUCGUCCGACGAGGAGUCGAAUAUUGGCGAUGAAUAUACUCACAAUGACUUAACACAAGUCCCCACCAACUCGAGCGCAGUAGCGCGCACAUUAUCAGCCGUGCGGACUCGCGAAUCCGGGAAAGAUCUCGGCCCGCCGCCAGAUGGGGGCUUUCAGGCAUGGCUACAGGUCGCCUUGGGGCAUAUGAUCAUCUUCAACACAUGGGGUUACAUCAACAGCUUCGGGGUAUUCCAGACAUACUACACCACCUCCCUAGGCCGAUCCCCAUCAGACAUUUCCUGGGUGGGCAGUAUCCAGAUCUUCCUGCUGUUUUUUAUCGGCACUUUCUCUGGACGAGCCACUGAUGCGGGCUACUUUCGCUUCACUUUGACCGUCGGGGCCACACUGGAGGUGUUCUGUAUUUUCAUGACCUCGCUUUGCACAGAGUACUGGCAGCUCUUCCUGGCGCAGGGACUCGGACAAGGGAUUGGCUGCGGACUAAUGUUCUGCCCGACACUAGCUCUGAUCUCAACCUACUUUGAUAAGCGGCGAGGAAUAGCGAUCGGUCUCACGGCGUCAGGCUCGGCCACCGGUGGACUCGUGUUCCCGGCCGUGGUGUUGCGUCUGUUGCCACAAAUUGGGUAUGGGUGGACCAUGCGCGUCCUGGGCUUCAUAACUUUGGUGACGUUACUUCCUUGUGUGUUACUUUUCAAACAAAGGCUGCCACCACGCACCAGUGGGCCUCUGGUGGAGUGGGCAGCGUUCAAGGAGCUCCCAUAUCUGCUGUUUGCCGUGGGGAUGUUCUUGAACUUCUGGGGGCUUUAUGUAGCCUUCUUCUAUAUUGGUAGUUUCAGCAGCAACAUCAUCGGUGCCUCGGAUACGACAUCCAUCUACCUUUUGAUGGUCAUGAAUGGAGUUGGAUUGGUCGGACGAUUGAUUCCCAACUUCAUGGCGGAUCAAUUCACCGGUCCAUUGAACCUUUUGAUCCCGUUUAGUUGCUCCACUGCUCUAGUGGCAUACUGUUGGGCUGCCGUUAAAAACAUGGAUGGCCUGUGGGCCUUUGCCGCCUUCUAUGGAUUGAGUGCAGCCGGGAUCCAGUCAUUAUUCCCUGCUACCUUGAGCACGCUCACGACCGACCUGAAGAAAACCGGAGUGCGUAUGGGCAUGGUGCUUAGUGUGGUGGCAGUCGCUGCCCUGAUCGGAUCACCUAUAGCUGGUGCCCUAGUAUCCAGUGACGAUGGACAAUAUUUGUACGCACAGAUGUUCAUGGGCAGUGCGAUUAUUGCAGGCACUGUGACGCUGAUCGGAGCUCGAGUGUGCAAGGUGGGCACAGGCAUCACCCGCGUGUAA
Penicillium pulvis is the source of this 1389-nucleotide messenger RNA. Its product is annotated as putative MFS monocarboxylate transporter. The transcript has a single exon. Gene Ontology annotation, cellular component: fungal-type vacuole membrane. Bases 1 to 1389 code for a protein of 462 amino acids. The record is from RefSeq and is a predicted model, not a curated record. Gene Ontology annotation, molecular function: transmembrane transporter activity. Gene Ontology annotation, biological process: transmembrane transport. Lineage: Eukaryota; Fungi; Ascomycota; Eurotiomycetes; Eurotiales; Aspergillaceae.